UCUUACACACCAGCGCUCUAUGUACAAAGGGGAAGAUGCAGGGGUCGCAGAUACACGUCACUUCCGGCGCUGGCUUCACACCAGCUACUUCCGCUUCCGCUCCUGAGGACGGUGGUCGCAUGUGUGUAGUGUUGGUGCUGCUCUUGUGAGAAAGGAGUUUACAUAUACCAUGGCAGAUAAGAAGCGUCUUGCAUUUUCCAUCAUCCAGUAUCUACAGGAUCAGCUUCAUAAUGGUGGACUUUCCUCUGAUGCCCAGGAGAGUUUAGAAGUUGCAAUCCAGUGUCUGGAAACAGCAUUUGACGUUUCUAUGGAAGAUCCAAGCUUGGCUGUGUCCCAAACGCUACCAGAGUUAUUUUCUGCAGCUACACUACAGGAGUCCUCACAAACACCAAAUUGUGCUACUCCAUCAGAUGAGGAUCUAGGAGAAGCCGAACGCCUGAAAACAGAAGGCAAUGAACAGAUGAAGUUAGAAAACUUUGAGAGUGCUGUCUCUUUCUACACUAAAGCCAUCAAUCUAAACCCAAGAAAUGCAGUGUAUUUUUGCAACAGGGCCGCAGCGUACAGUAAAAUAGGGAACUACGCUGGAGCAGUUCAAGACUGUGAAGAGGCAAUUUCAAUUGAUCCCAAUUACAGCAAAGCCUAUGGCAGAAUGGGACUGGCUCUAUCAAGUUUAAAUAAGCACUCCGAAGCUGUGGGCUUCUAUAAGAGGGCCUUAGAAUUAGACCCAGACAAUGACACUUACAAAGCAAACCUUAAAAUUGCUGAACAGAAGAUGAAAGAAAUGCCUAGUCCAAUGGGUGCUCCUGGAGGCUUUGAUAUAGCUGGGCUGCUGAACAACCCUGGCUUCAUGAGCAUGGCAUCAAAUCUCAUGAAUAACCCCCAAGUACAGCAGUUGAAGCCUCCUAUAAAUUAUGAACAUGGAAGAAUGUCCGGUAUGAUUUCUGGCACAGGCAAUCCAAUGGCUGGAGCAGCUGCUGCAGGCAACACACCCCCUACUGAUCUGGCCAGUCUUAUACAAGCAGGGCAGCAGUUUGCUCAACAAAUGCAGCAACAAAACCCAGAACUAAUAGAACAGUUGCGCAGUCAAAUCAGAAGCCGAACUCCAAGUGCAAGCAAUGAAGAUCAGCAUCAAUGAUCUGCACCAGCAUGUGAUUUGAUUAUAUAUUUCAAGAAAAUUUGAACAGGAAGUACCAAGUCACACUAUGGCCUGUCUUCCUUUUUUACAAUUAUGCGAACAGUGGCUAUCGUUAUACUUUAAUGGAGAUUAUUAUUUUUAAACGUUACCUCAUACUUUGUGAGUCACCACUAUCUCCUGAAGGAUCGAAUAAGUAUAACUUACCACAAGGUAGCACAAAGGGCUGACCCAGUAAGAAUAUUUGGCCUUUUUGCUCCUGUUGGGUAAAGAUACAGUACCUUGGUGUUUUUCCUUUGUUCCCUGACCUAUCCUUGUCUGAUCUCAUCCUUUUCUGAUAAUUUAUACAGGGGUUUGUGGUGUUGGUUAGCACCAUUUACCCAUUUGUAAUUUAAUGACUGUUUCAGAUUAACCACAUUCUGUUCCAGGUGCAGAGAUACUGCUAGUAAAAAGUGAAAUGUUUGGUUUUGGACUUGCAAAAUAGUCUGUGAUUCCUAACAGAAACAAAUCUUCUGACUGUCCUGGAAUGAGUUGCACAAUACACAUACUAAAAGAACAGUCUUUCGUGGUCUUCAGCCACCAUCCACUAUCUCAAGCUCUGUCUGGAAUUUCAGAAACUGUUUUUAGGUUCUGGAGCGUCUCAAAAUUCAUUUGGUGUGGAAUAUUGUAAGAGGUAAAAUUCUGACAGCCAAACUUUUUCCAUGCCUAAUGCAUUUUAAUAAAGAAUGUCCGAGUGCAGUUGAAUCCC
Molecule: messenger RNA, 1880 nt
Organism: Hyla sarda
Lineage: Eukaryota; Metazoa; Chordata; Amphibia; Anura; Hylidae
Gene: SGTA
Product: small glutamine rich tetratricopeptide repeat co-chaperone alpha
Exons: 12
Coding region: 170-1135 (321 amino acids)
Biological process (GO): post-translational protein targeting to endoplasmic reticulum membrane
Cellular component (GO): TRC complex; membrane
Molecular function (GO): molecular adaptor activity; protein binding
Source: RefSeq, a predicted model, not a curated record